Scomber scombrus (Atlantic mackerel) is the source of this 741-nucleotide messenger RNA. RefSeq names its product double C2-like domains, alpha (gene doc2a). The coding region runs from base 1 to 741 and encodes 246 amino acids. The transcript is spliced from 5 exons. Lineage: Eukaryota; Metazoa; Chordata; Actinopteri; Scombriformes; Scombridae. The record is from RefSeq and is a predicted model, not a curated record. Gene Ontology annotation, cellular component: membrane.
AUGACGGUGCGGAGAGGAAAGAAGCUCAGCAUCUCCAUCCAGGAACACAUGGCCAUUGACGUCUGCCCCGGCCCCAUCAGACCCAUCCGACAGAUCUCCGCCUACUUCCCCCGCCUGUCCCCGACCUCCCCCAUCCCCAUCUCCCCAACCCCCGCCAUCUCCCCGCCGUCCCUCAGCCCCCGCUCCGCAGCUUCUGGCACAGGUGGGACUCACCUGCUGUCGCCUCUGCUGCCUCACUGCCGGGCGGGCGGGGGCGGGUUGCUGUCGCUGACCAGCAGCAUAGACACGUCGGUGGAGAUCAACAGCUCGGACAGUGACGACUGCACUGCUCUGGGAACGCUGGAGUUUGAGUUGAGAUAUGAGCGGAGCUCCAGUGAGCUGCACUGCACUGUGCUGCGGGCAAAGUUUUCUUCCCCUUUUGUCAGAUAUCUGAAACCAGACAUACAGAAGAAAUCCAAGCACAAAACAACGGUGAUGAAAAAGACCCUCAACCCCGAAUUCAACGAGGAGUUUUUCUAUGAGAUCCCUCUGGCGGAGCUGGCCAACAAGACGCUGGAGGUGACGGUGUGGGACUACGACCUGGGACGCUCCAAUGAUUUCAUAGGUGGCGUUUCUCUGAGCUGUCACUCGCAGGGCGACGCUCUCCGUCACUGGAUGGACUGUCUGAAGAACAAGGGCCGCAGGGUGGAGCGGUGGCACAUCCUGACCAAUGAGCUGCCUCAGACCCUCAGCCACGACUAA